Molecule: messenger RNA, 735 nt
Organism: Chaetomium globosum CBS 148.51
Lineage: Eukaryota; Fungi; Ascomycota; Sordariomycetes; Sordariales; Chaetomiaceae
Product: vacuolar ATP synthase subunit D
Exons: 6
Coding region: 1-735 (244 amino acids)
Biological process (GO): vacuolar acidification
Cellular component (GO): fungal-type vacuole membrane; vacuolar proton-transporting V-type ATPase complex
Molecular function (GO): proton-transporting ATPase activity, rotational mechanism
Source: RefSeq, a predicted model, not a curated record
AUGAUUGACCGGGAAGCCGUCUUCCCAACGCGGCAGUCCCUAGGCAUAAUGAAAGCCAAGCUCAAGGGCGCUGAGACAGGCCACAGCUUGCUCAAGCGGAAAAACAUCACCCGGCGGAUCGACGAGGCGAAGCGCAAGAUGGGCCGCGUGAUGCAGAUCGCGUCGCUGUCGCUGGCGGAGGUGACGUACGCGGUGGGCGGCAACAUCGGGUACCAGAUCCAGGAGUCGGCCAAGUCGGCCCGGUUCCGCAUCCGCGCCAAGCAGGAGAACGUGUCGGGCGUGCUGCUGCCCGCCUUCGAGAGCUACCUGACCGAGGGCAACAACGAUUUCGCCAUGACGGGGUUGGGCAAGGGCGGCCAGCAGGUCCAGCGCUGCCGCGAGACUUACGCCCGCGCCGUCGAGGCGCUUGUGGAGCUGGCGAGUCUGCAGACGGCGUUUGUCAUCUUGGACGAGGUCAUCAAGGUUGUUAAUCGGAGAGGUAGCGAACACGUCAUUAUUCCGAGGACGGAGAACACCAUCAAGUAUAUCAACUCGGAACUCGACGAGCUCGACAGAGAAGAAUUUUACAGACUCAAGAAGAAGCAGCGGGACACUGCCGCCGCAGACGCCGAGAUGAAAAAGCGAAAAGAGGAGAGUGAGGAAAAGGGAGAGGAGAAUGUAGCGCCGGGGGCUGAGGAUUCUGCCGGGCCGACGGAUCUUUUAGUAGCUGCUGAGGAUGAGGAUGUGAUCUUUUGA